AUGGCAAUAUUUUAUUGUAUGUUUGCUUGGAACCAAGAACAAAAAAUGGCCUUUAUAUUAGUCGCACAGAAACGAGGAUCAUACAAAGAAUUUAUAACAGAAGCAACAACUGUUAAUAAUCUAGUUGUUAACCAUUAUGACUUACCACUUGUAAAAGAUGAGUUGUCGGUAACAUUAAAAAUGUAUCUCACGAGUCAUGCUAACAAUUGGACUGUUAUUUUUCAUAAAGGUAGAACAGAUGACACUGAACGUACACCUUCACUCAUGCUGACACAAGAUGUAUCAGGCCUGCAUCCACGUUACUCAAUGACUGGUAGCGGGAAUGUGGGAAUUCUUAGCGUUUCUGAAAUUUUACUUAACCGAUGGUAUCAUGUUGCAUAUACACUUUCAGAUCCUGAAAAACGAAUGGAUGUAUAUAUAGAUGGUAAAUGGGCUGGAUUUUCAUGUAUCUCGAUAGUUCAGAGUCAAUCUUUCAUAUUCAAUGAUGCACCAUUAUUUAUUGGAAAAGAUAACCUCUACAAUGGAUUUAGUGGACAAAUUAGUAAUUUUCGUUAUUAUAACUAUUCUCUAUCUCAUGACGAAGUAGGAAUGGAUUAUUUGGGACAAGAUCCGACAACAACCGGUUCAACUGUAGGAUCAUUUUUCUGUGGUGUCAUAUUUUUAGCAGGAAGUUUAUUCAUCAAUAGAAUUAUAAAACGAAAACAAAAUGUCUCAUUUGAUAAAAAUGGGCCUGAUAAUCAA
Molecule: messenger RNA, 741 nt
Organism: Entrophospora candida
Lineage: Eukaryota; Fungi; Glomeromycota; Glomeromycetes; Entrophosporales; Entrophosporaceae
Source: the annotation of a GenBank genome assembly